ACAAAUCAGCAUAAAAGUGAACAAAAAAGUGAAAAGUAAGAGAAAGAGUGAGUGUUUUUGAAAAUGCUGCAGUGAACCUUAAAAAAUACAAAUAAAAAUUAAAAACAGCAACAAUUAAUAUCUACAGCUAAUAACAACACAAGUGUUGUUGUCCCAUGUAUUUGUUGAUGCCAUGCAAUUGAUUGUUGACAAAAUUCCCAUGUAUUCCAAACAAACAACGAAGCGCAAUUCCAAAAAGAAAAAUGAUGAAAUGAACCAGCAGGCGGGCUCCUCAAGGGCGCCAGCCACAGGGGGCCAAAUCUCACCGCCAGGUGCCACAACAGCCGGCGUUGAUCCACAGCAGCAGCAACAGCAGCAGCAGCAGCAGCAACAGUUGCAGCAACAGCAGUACUACAAUCAGCAGCAGCAGCAGCAACAUCAAUACCAGCAGCAACAUCAGCGUGACAAUUUCCUGGCCUACCAACAGCAGCAGCAGCAGCAGCAACAGCAGCAGCAAAGGACAGGAGGCGGUGGUGCUAACUUUAUGCUGGGCAAUGACCUUGUCGGCGGCGACAGCCUGCGCAGCCUAAACAAUACCUUUGGACCCAAUUCGGAAUUUACAGCCGGUAGCUCCACAUCAAGCUCAUCGCUUGGCGGCCUUAACGGCGGCAGCACCAACGGUCAGGGAUAUCCGGGCAUGGUGGCUGCCAGUCAGCAGCAUCACCAGCAGCAGCAGCAGCAUCAGCAGCAACACCACCAACAGCAACAGCACCACCAGCAGCAGCAGUCACACAUGUCCAGCAUGGAUGCCAUGGGUGGUUACAGUCAGAUGGGUGGCGGCAUGCAUCCUGGCCCCAAUAGCGGCAUGAUGGGCAACAUGAAUGCUCAGUACAUGAAUGGCGGUUCCGGCCAAGGUGGCUAUAGUGCUGGCCAAGGCAUGGGCAUGGGCUAUGGGGGUGGCGGCAACAUCGGACCCCAGAGGCAUCAUCAAAUGACGCCCAUGAAUCAAAUGCAAAACAUGUCAAUGGGACCCGGUGUUGGUGCCUCCAAUGGCAUGGGCAUGAAUCCCAUGCAACAGCAGGCGGCACAGCAGCAGAUGGGCGCCAUGAAUCCCAUGGCCAAGAUGCAGGGCAUGGCCAAUGGUGGCUAUCCACAGCAGGCACCUCCCUCGCUCACAGCCCAGCAACAGCAGCAGCAGCAGCAGCAACAGCAGCAGCAACGUCGCAUGGCUCCGUAUCCGCAUCCGCAGAUGCACAUGGCCCAGAAGCGGGCAGCAGCGGCGGCAGCGGGCGGAGCAGGUGGCGUGGGCGUGGGCGUGGGUGGCAUGUAUCCGGGCAAUCCCAUGCAGCAGCAGCAGCAGGCGCAAAUGUAUGGCAAUCAGCAGAUGCAUCCUGGAGCCGGUGGCGGUGUCCCCCUGCCCAUGCAGGCGGGUGGAGCUGGCAACGGUUAUGGCGGACGCGGCGGACCCAUGGGCGCCGGCAAUGGCGGCUAUGGCCGCAUGUCGGCCGGCAAUGGAAUGGGUCCAAAUGGUGGUCCCGUCAUGGGACCCAUGGGUCCCGGUGGCAUGACAGGCGGUGGCAUGGGUCCCGGUCCCGCUGGCUGCAUGAGCCAGCAGCGCUUUAUGCCUCAGGCAUCCGGCGGAGGUGGCGGUAUGCCCGGUGUGGGAUACGGCGGUGCCGGCGGACCUGGUUCCCACCAGGGUCAGUUCUAUCCGGGCAGCGGAGGUCAGGGUGCUGGCAUGCAGCAGGGAGGUGGCAUGUGCCCGGCGGGUCCGGGCGGUGUGGCCACCACCGGCAAUCCCUACCAGAAUCAAGGUUUCCAGCAAAACUAUCAGCACAGUCCAGUUCCUGGCAAUCCGACGCCACCGCUGACACCCGCCUGCAGUGUGCCCUAUGUCAGCCCCAAUCCGGACAUUAAGCCACCCAUGGACAACAGCGAAGAAAUGAGACUGACAUUCCCGGUGCGCGACGGCAUCAUCCUGGCUCCGUUCCGCCUGCUGCACAAUCUCUCGGUCAGCAAUCAUGUGUUCCAUCUCAAGCAGAAUGUCUACAACACGCUCAUGUGCCGAACCGAUUUGGAGCUGCAGCUGAAGUGCUUCCACCAGGAUGACCGGCAGAUGAACACCAACUGGCCGCAUACGGUCACCGUCUCCGCGAAUGCCACUCUGAACAUCGAGCGGUCCGAGAAGAAUAGUACCGCCCUGCGUCCGCUUUACUUGAAGGCCGUUUGCCAGCCGGGAAGGAAUACGCUUCAGCUGACCGCCAGUUCCUGCUGUUGUUCACACCUGUUCGUGCUGCAGCUAGUCCAUCGACCAUCGGUGCGCCAGGUGCUGCAGACGUUGCACAAGCGUAAUCUGUUGCCGCUGGAGCACAGCGUGCAGAAGAUUAAACGCAACCUGAGCUUGCCCAGUGAGGGACAGACACCGGGAUCGGAUGCGGCGAACCAGCAAAACGGGGGGCAACAGUGCGCCAAGAUCUCAUUGAAGUGCCCCAUCACCAAGUCUCGAAUACGACUACCGGCCAGGGGACAUGAGUGCAAGCACGUCCAGUGCUUCGACCUGGAGGCAUAUCUGAUGAUCAACAGCGAGCGCGGCUCGUGGCGGUGUCCCGAGUGCAGCAAGUCGGCCAUUACAGAUACGCUGGAGAUCGAUCAGUAUAUCUGGGCCAUACUCAAUACGCUGAGCAACUCGGAUGUGGAUGAGGUGAUCAUCGAUUCCUCGGCCAAUUGGCGAGCGUUGCAGCAUAAUGGCGGCAUGCCAAAUGCACCGCCACCCUCGAAUGUUCCUAGCAGCAAUCCCAGCGGCAGCAAUCCAAAUGCCAACGGAAGCGGAGGACCCAGCUCCGGUAUGCCGCCCAGCAUUAAGCAGGAACUGUGCGAUGAUAUUGCCAAGUCGGAGGUCAUGUCGCCGGGCUCCACGCAGCUGCCCACCUGGGACAGUGCGCAGGCGAUGAGUCCCUACAACAUGCACGACAUGAACUCCAUUGCCAGUGGCAAUAUGAUGGGCAACGGUGGCAACAAUAGCCAGCAUGGCAAUCGCAGCAGCUAUGAUGGCUUUAGUGGCAACCACAGUGAUGGCAGCGGUGGCUUGGCCGGCAGCGAUGGCGGCGUCAAUUCCCUGGAUCAACUGAAUGCCAUGGAGAAGUCGCUGAGCGAUCAGAUGCCCCACACGCCGCACACUCCUGGUGCAGCCAGCCAUCCAAUGACACCCGGCGGACCGCCCAGUGUCAGUAGCUCCCACAAUGAACCCAUCAGGGGCACGCCCAAUGCCAACGGCAGCAGCAAUGGCAGCGUCAAUGGUGGCAGCAAUAAUAAUAAUAAUAACAACAACAAUAGCAGCAGCACAGGCCACAAUUCGCCACAGACACCCGGCACGCCCAAUCGCAUGGGAGGCAGCAUGUCAAGCGGAGGAGGAGGAGCAGCAGAUAGCCAGCAGCAGCAGCAGGAGCAGCUCCUCAACUCGCUGAUGAGCAGCCAAACGCAGCUAAAGUUUAGUGAAAGUGAUCUGAGCGCCGAAUUGCAGAGUUUCGAUGCAGCGGCAGCGGGUAUUAAUGAUACGGCGCACGAUCUGAAUCUGCUGCAGGAUGUGGAUCCUAUGGAAUUCCUAUCCUAUCUGGAUCCCCAGCCAGAUCUUAAUACGCCACCCUCAAGUGGCAGUAGCAACAACAAUGCCAGCGACGACUUGUUGGCCACGUUAUUUGACUAA
Messenger RNA from Drosophila serrata, 3682 nucleotides. It is a transcript of the gene tna, whose product is annotated as Zinc finger MIZ domain-containing protein tonalli. Gene Ontology annotation, biological process: regulation of transcription by RNA polymerase II; protein sumoylation. Gene Ontology annotation, cellular component: chromatin. Gene Ontology annotation, molecular function: SUMO ligase activity; zinc ion binding. The record is from RefSeq and is a predicted model, not a curated record. Lineage: Eukaryota; Metazoa; Arthropoda; Insecta; Diptera; Drosophilidae.